GACCAUUCCAGUCUGCGGAUUCCCGACAUCACUCUCUUUUACACUCUUUUGAAACCCUUUUCAAUAGUCACUCUUUAAGACCUUACUUUAUUCUUUACUUCUACCUUCCGACGCUCUCUAUCACCACCGUCCUAGGACCUAUCAAAUCUACAAUCUCCCCAUCGUUCGACCACUUCGAAUCGUAACAACCGACCCAUACCACCUCACAAGAUGUUCUCCAAGACCACUCUCUUCCUCGCCUUCACCGCCGUCGCCUCUGUCGUCAGCGCUGCCUCCCCUCCAGGCUGCCUUCUCGGUGCCGUCAACACCUACAAGUCCCCUUCUGAUAUCUCCGCCGUCUGCAAGAGCAAGGAUGCCACCUCCAAGAUCCAGGAAUACUGCGGCGCUGCCACCUCUGACGCACUGAGCGCCUUCGCAGACAUCUGCAACAAGGCCGGUGUCGAAGUCGAAACCAAGAUCUCCAGCUCGACCGGAUCCGCCAAACCCACCGGCACAGGAGCCUCCUCCGCGCAGCCCUCCGGCGCCUCGGCCACCGUCACCACCACCGGCGGAAACAACGUCAACUCUCCCGCCCAGACCGGCUCCGCGUCCGGCACCUCUGCCCCCACUGAGACCCCCGGCGCUGCUGGAAAGCUCGAGAUAAGCGCUGCUGCGCUGUUCGCUGGAUUGGGCGCCAUCGCGGCGAUGUUGUAAGGGAUUGGCGUGGAGGUGUUGCGUGUGUGUGACGGGGAAAUAAAGAGGAGGAUCAUUGGACAUGGAAUGCAGCGAGGAUAUGAGAUGUUGGGGAAGACGAGGGUAAUUGUACAAAAGAGAAAAGAAAGAAUGAAAAAGUAAAACCGAAUCCUUUUUCUGGACCGUCCGAUUUUCAGUGUUAUUUUUUGGGAGCAAAUCUAGGGUGUUUUUUAGAUCAAUUUUCUGGGGAACUUUCGAAUCGAUAAACAAUUCAACCGAUCAACCCUUUUCCCCCUCUUUUUUUUUUUUCUUCUG
Molecule: messenger RNA, 987 nt
Organism: Aaosphaeria arxii CBS 175.79
Lineage: Eukaryota; Fungi; Ascomycota; Dothideomycetes; Pleosporales
Exons: 2
Coding region: 211-693 (160 amino acids)
Source: RefSeq, a predicted model, not a curated record